Molecule: messenger RNA, 1074 nt
Organism: Caenorhabditis bovis
Lineage: Eukaryota; Metazoa; Nematoda; Chromadorea; Rhabditida; Rhabditidae
Source: the annotation of a GenBank genome assembly
AUGCCGGAGAACACCGCCCAUCAGACAACUACCGAAAAGGGGUCGGAAUAUCUUGAGCAGCUUGCACAAGAGGCAGAGGAGCUUCGAAAAAAACUCGAUCAGGAACGACAAAAGCUCAAUGAUAUUCCGAUCCAACAAGCCGCCGAGCGUUUGGAUCCGAUGGGAAAUCUGGGAAUCAAACAGCGGCGAAUUUUGAAAGGCCACGUCGGCAAAGUGCUAUGCAUGGAUUGGUCGCUCGACAAACGCCACAUCGUUUCGUCGAGUCAAGACGGCAAAGUGAUCGUUUGGGACGGAUUCACCACUAAUAAGGAGCAUGCUUUAACAAUGCCGACCACAUGGGUCAUGGCUUGCGCUUUCUCGCCGUCAAGUCAAAUGAUUGCCUGCGGCGGGCUCGACAAUAAAUGCAGCGUCGUGCCGCUGUCGUUCGAGGACGACAUCAUUCAGAAGAAGCGGCAAGUCGCCACUCACACCUCCUACAUGAGUUGCUGCAUGUUCUUGCGUUCCGACAAUCUCAUUCUCACCGGCAGCGGCGAUUCGACGUGCGCGAUUUGGGACGUCGAGAGCGGCCAACUCAUUCAGAACUUCCACGGCCACACCGGCGACGUGUUCGCGUUGGACGUGCCCAAAUGCGACACCGGCAACACGUUCAUCUCGGCCGGCGCCGAUAAACAUUCGCUUGUUUGGGACAUCCGCUCGGGUCAGUGUGUUCAAUCAUUCGACGGCCACGAGGCCGACAUCAACACCGUCCGAUUCCAUCCGAACGGCGACGCGUUCGCCACAGGAUCCGACGAUGCCACGUGCCGACUGUUUGAUUUACGAGCGGAUCGUCAGGUCUGCGUCUACGAGAAGGAGUCAAUCCUGUUCCCGGUGAACGGCGUCGAUUUCAGUUUAAGCGGACGAAUCCUGUUCGCCGGCUAUGGAGAUUAUCGCGUCGGCGUGUGGGACUCGCUCAAAUGCGUUCGGCAUUCGGUUCUUUACGGCCAUGAGAAUCGUAUCUCAUGCUUGCGCACGAGUCCCGAUGGAACCGCCGUGUGCUCGGCGAGUUGGGAUUGCACUAUUCGAAUUUGGGCUUAA